CAAAACAAAUUUAAAAAAUAAUUCUUGAUUAUUUCAAAGUGUAACCAAUAACACAUCAUUUGGAUAUUUUUAUGUCUGGAAAAAAAUUUGGAUUAGCUAAAUGGGUUAAAAUAGGUUGUAAUUUAAAUCGCGUGCAUGCGUCUGGACACCCCUGCGUGUUCUUCUCCGCGGCUCAACGCGUCUGAUCGUAAGCACGGAGCGGAGCGGUGAAAUCAAUGACUCGAUGCAUCGUUCUAAUCGCGAUGUGUUUGACCAAUCAGAGCGCGCGCUCAGCGUUCAGGCGCUGCAGAACUAACAUCACUCUGAAUGAACGGAAGGCUGACUGGAAGACGAGAUGCUCUCCAGCGCGGGUGACUGUCUAGUCUUUCCUUCACAAUGUCUGGCUUUAUAAAAGCUGUUUUUCUUCUUCUGUGCGCAAGUGUGUGCGGUCAGUGCGGGAAGAUGAAGCACAACCUCAGGAGAACAUCUGAACAACAUCACAAACACGGAACUUCACUUUUCAAGAAGAUGCUUGACGAAACUAAGACGCAUCAGGUGAAAUCGGACCAUCUGCUGCGUGUUGAUGAUCAUGACUUCACUAUGAGACCAGCAUUUGCGGGUCCAGCAGUACCAGUAGGUGUGGAUGUACAGGUAGAGAGUUUGGACAGUAUCUCAGAAGUAGAUAUGGACUUCACCAUGACCCUAUACCUGAGACACUACUGGAAGGACGAGCGAUUGUCUUUUCCCAGUAAAACCAAUAAAAGCAUGACUUUCGAUGGUCGACUGGUGAAGAAAAUCUGGGUUCCUGAUGUGUUCUUUGUGCAUUCUAAACGAUCCUUCAUCCACGACACCACCACGGAGAACAUCAUGAUCAGGGUAUAUCCUGAUGGACAUGUGCUCUACAGCCUCAGGUCUGUCUCAUCUGAAUCAGAUGCUUACACUGAUGAAGACCUGAUGCUCUACUGGAAGAGUGGAGAUGAAUCAUUGAGCACAGAUGACAAGAUCUCUCUGUCUCAGUUCCUCAUUCAGAAGUUUCACACCACCUCCAGACUGGCCUUCUACAGCAGCACAGGUUGGUACAAUCGUCUUUACAUCAACUUCACUCUGCGUCGUCAUAUCUUCUUCUUCCUGCUUCAGACGUACUUUCCUGCCACUCUGAUGGUCAUGCUGUCAUGGGUGUCCUUCUGGAUCGACCGGCGCGCUGUUCCUGCUCGAGUCUCGUUAGGCAUCACAACGGUGCUCACUAUGUCCACCAUCAUCACUGGAGUGAACGCCUCCAUGCCCAGAGUCUCCUACAUCAAAGCUGUGGACAUUUACCUGUGGGUCAGCUUCGUCUUUGUCUUUUUAUUUUUAUCUGUAGUGUGGUGUGAUGCCAUAAACUACCUGACCACACCUUUACCCUGCACAUGUGACAUAUCUCACGCAAGGACUAUGAUUCUGGAUGAAGCAUACAGUAAGCCUGAUAGUAAUGGCCUGGCAGGAUAUACACAGGCUCCUGUCUCCUCUGAGGAGGCUGCAGAUAAACAGGACCACAUGGUGGUGUGCCUGUCUUUGGCAAAUGAGGCCACAGGAGCCAAGAAGAAGACCCUUCGAGGCUUCCGUAUCAUCCAAAACACUCACGUCAUUGAUGCCUACUCUCGCAUGAUCUUCCCAGGGGCCUUUAUAUUCUUCAAUCUUAUCUAUUGGUCUGUAUACUGCUGAAUUGCCUUGCAAAGAGAUUGUGGUCGUAGCAUAUCGAAAUACUUAUGUAUUAACAAAAGUAAAAGAAAAUUGUUAUUUGUUAUAGAUUGGAAGGGCCAACACAGGUAAACAAGAUCAUGACAUAAUGCUUGUACACCCAGCUAGCAGAUAUACAUUCUUGGAUAAGAAAGAUGUAAAUGUGAGAAUCCUAUUUGUUGAUUGCAUUUACACUUUUUUUUUAAAGUAAGUGGUACAUUUUUAAAAGUCUUUGUUUUACAUAUUCAAUUUGAAAUUACCUGGAGCUGAAUGAAUAUUACUGUAAUGUAAAACGGUAGACACAGUCAUCAGAAUAGAGAUUACAUGUACAAAAGCCGUAAUAAAACAUAUUUAUACAAGUAAAUUAUGUUAAAAGAACACAUCAAAAGUCACGUAUAGAGGAAAGUAUUUUAUUUUAAAAUAUUCCUUACAACACUACAGUGGUUGCAUUGUCAAACAAUAAAUUUAAACACUUUACUCUAAAUAGAGAAUCUCAAAUCAACUGACAUCAAGCCUAUCCUAAACAUUUGUCCAUACAUUUUUAUUAAGAUAGUGAAUAUCUUCUUUGUUCAAGCACCAUGGUAAAAACCUUCGGGUAUGUCGGUGCAGUUAUGUCAUUGCAAGGGGUGAACAGUGACAUGCUUAUGGGGAUGGUAAUUUUACACCUUCCACCUCAAUGCAGUAAAGAGUCUGGGUGGAGGAAAGGGGAAUAUGGUGGAAGAUGUAGGAACACGAACCAAGGAUAAGCCUGAAACCACAUUUCAAAAUGGUUUCUACAUUAUAUUUAGUAGUAUCAAUAGUGAUUGUCCAUAUGGCAGAAAUGUGCAGUAAACAUCAUGCAGUUAGUUAAUGAGAUGUGAUCAAACAGACUAUUUCACUAUUAACAACAAUUAUAUGUUGUGAUCAAACUUAUAGCCAAAUUUGGUAGUUUUGUAUGUUGUUUCAGGGUUGGCAUCAUCUGAGGUCCUCUGAGGGGUUGGCAUCAUCUCUUCCCAAGUGUUCGGUCAUCUCAGAUCUUUGUAAGAGUUGGGUCCAGACUGAAGCUUCUGUAAUUCCGAAGAAGCAAAUAAAG
Cyprinus carpio (common carp) is the source of this 2767-nucleotide messenger RNA. RefSeq names its product gamma-aminobutyric acid receptor subunit rho-2-like. Gene Ontology annotation, cellular component: membrane; synapse; GABA-A receptor complex. The record is from RefSeq and is a predicted model, not a curated record. The transcript has 9 exons. Gene Ontology annotation, biological process: chemical synaptic transmission; regulation of membrane potential; signal transduction. Gene Ontology annotation, molecular function: neurotransmitter receptor activity; GABA-A receptor activity; extracellular ligand-gated monoatomic ion channel activity. The coding region runs from base 376 to 1680 and encodes 434 amino acids. Lineage: Eukaryota; Metazoa; Chordata; Actinopteri; Cypriniformes; Cyprinidae.